Molecule: messenger RNA, 903 nt
Organism: Suillus plorans
Lineage: Eukaryota; Fungi; Basidiomycota; Agaricomycetes; Boletales; Suillaceae
Exons: 7
Coding region: 1-903 (300 amino acids)
Source: RefSeq, a predicted model, not a curated record
AUGUCGAGGACAGAGGGUUCAAAUGUGUUAUAUUUCCUCUCCACCUCUUAUCGUGGUAUGAAUGAUGGGCCGGGAGGGAUAUUAUUUCUGAUGGAGGCGGGUGGGCCCAUGUGGGGAAUAUGUAGAGUAGAUGAGUGGGCUGAUGGACAUGGAUAUUCUAUAGAUGGAUGGACCAAGGUAGUUGGAUAUUAUGUAGAUGGGUGUACCAAGGUAGGUGGGUAUCAGAUAGACGGCGAAGUUUCAACAAUGCGAGAGCGGGGAUGCUACUUGUCUCCAGUACCUACAACCAUCAAUGCAUCAUAUAUCAUGGCACGUCUACAACAUCUCGGACACAAGCCCCUAAAGCACCAUCAGUUUACAGCUAAACAACUUGAGUUCCUGGCUAUUGUACAACUGGCUGCAGCAGAAGACGAUGACGAUGAACUUCUCUGGCGCACUUGGGCCCUGAGUGUCACUCAUGAGGCAUGUAAAUAUACCAAACAGGGCAUUCGCGUCUUCAGAGAUCAGAAGGGACACCGGGGGUCCCAUAGAUUAGAAAGUACUGUCCUACAUAGGAAAUUCAAUGCAGAGAAGACAGGAGGAGACCUGGUGAUACCUUCUCCUAACCUAGAUACUGAUCUGGUGAUGGCUUGUGAUCAAUUGGUAGAUUGCCUCAUAAAGGCACAUAAAAAUCCCAUUCUGAUGCAGAUCAAUAUAGCAAGAUAUAGCAAAUUGAUCUCCCCGAUGAACACUGGGCAUAAUGAAGAGAUAGAGGAGAAGUUGCUUGAGAGAUAUCCGGAGGUAUCUGCAUCAUUGAAGGGACCAUUCAGUGAGAAAAUCCUCAAGGCCAUUGCGAGGCUGGCAGCCAUCGCAUCAGCGGCACUCAGGGUGAUGCAUCCGGAGCAGUACUGGGCAGGGUUAUAA